AUGCCGACCAUCUCCGUGGACAAGUACAAGCUUUUCGAGGCUCUUGGCAAGAAGUUCACCAAUGAAGAGUUCGAAGACCUCUGCUUCGACUAUGGCAUCGAGCUCGACGAAGACACCGAGAACCAGGAGCGUCCCAUAGUCGACGGCAAGCAGGAGCCCCCUCAGCUCAAGAUCGAAAUUGGAGCCAACCGCUAUGAUAUGCUCUGCUUCGAGGGCAUUGCCCUCAAUCUCAACAUCUUCCUUGGCCGCAUGAAACCUCCCAACUUUCGUGUCGUCGAGCCCAAAGAUGUGACAACCCAGGUUAUCAAAGUCCUGCCUGAUACCACCAAAGUCCGGCCCUUCGUCUCCGGUGCCGUCCUGCGCAACAUCAAGUUCACCCCGGACCGAUAUGAAUCCUUCAUUGCGUUGCAAGACAAGCUGCACCAAAACUUGGCGCGAAAUCGAACUUUGGUGUCAAUGGGUACCCACGAUUUUGACACCGUCCAAGGUCCUUUCACCUACGAAGCCCUGCCGCCCAAGGAUAUCAAGUUUAUUCCCUUGAACCAGACCAAGGAAAUGAACGCUGAAGAGCUCAUGACCUUUUACGAAUCUGAUAAGCACCUCGGUCGUUACCUGCACAUCAUCCGCGACGCUCCUGUAUACCCCGUCAUUUACGAUGCCAACCGAGUGGUCUGCUCACUACCUCCCAUCAUCAACGGAGAGCACUCCAAGAUCACCCUCAACACCACCAACGUCUUCAUUGAGAUCACCGCCACCGACAUGACCAAGCUGCAAAUCGUCACCGAUAUGCUGGUCACCAUGUUCUCCUGCUAUGUUGCAGAGCCCUUCACCGUCGAGCCCGUCAGGAUUAUUUCAGAGCACAAUAGCCUCAGCCGUGUGACACCGUCUUUAAAACCCAGAGUCACCCACGUCGAGGUCGACUACCUCAACAGCUGCACCGGCUUGAGCGAGACUCCCGAGGGUCUUUGCAAGCUUCUCACCAAGAUGGCCUACGACUCCAAACCAUCAGCCACGGACCCCAACUCGCUCGAGGUGUCCAUUCCACCAACCCGUGCUGAUGUCCUACACCAGUGUGACGUUAUGGAGGAUCUCGCAGUCUGCUACGGCUUCAACAAGCUGCCACGCACUGCUCCUACGCGAAGUGCCACCAUUGGCGGUCCCCUAAUGAUCAACAAAUUGGCCGACAUCGUGCGCAUCGAAGCCGCCAUGGCUGGCUGGAGCGAAGUCCUGCCACUCAUUCUGUGCAGCCACGACGAGAACUUUGCCUGGUUGAACCGCAAAGAUGACGGCAAGACCGCCAUCCGCCUAGCCAACCCUAAGACCCUGGAAUACCAAAUCGUCCGCACCUCUCUGCUUCCCGGCCUCCUCAAGACCAUCCGCGAGAACAAGGGCCACAGUGUACCCUUCAAGAUCUUCGAAGUUUCAGACGUUGCCUUCAAGGAUGAAUCUGCUGAACGCAAGGCCCGCAACGAACGCCACUUUGCCGCCGCAUGGUGCGUCAAGGAGAACCCGACCAAGGCCGAUGGCUACUGGAUCGAGGAGCUCAAGGAAGAGACUUUCUUCCCUGGCCACGCUGCAUCGGUACAUCUCCGCCUCGGCGGCAAGGAGAGACGUAUCGGCGAGUUUGGCAUCAUUCACCCUACUGUCCUGGAGAAAUUCGAUCUGAGAUACCCUGUCAGCACUCUCGAAAUCAACCUCGAAGUCUUCUUAUAA
This is a messenger RNA of Pochonia chlamydosporia 170, 1713 nucleotides long. RefSeq names its product phenylalanyl-tRNA synthetase beta chain. The transcript is spliced from 4 exons. The record is from RefSeq and is a predicted model, not a curated record. Gene Ontology annotation, cellular component: cytoplasm; phenylalanine-tRNA ligase complex. Bases 1 to 1713 code for a protein of 570 amino acids. NCBI's taxonomy places the organism in Eukaryota, Fungi, Ascomycota, Sordariomycetes, Hypocreales, Clavicipitaceae. Gene Ontology annotation, biological process: phenylalanyl-tRNA aminoacylation. Gene Ontology annotation, molecular function: RNA binding; ATP binding; magnesium ion binding.